Sorex araneus (European shrew) is the source of this 948-nucleotide messenger RNA. Its product is annotated as olfactory receptor 1440-like. The record is from RefSeq and is a predicted model, not a curated record. The transcript has a single exon. Gene Ontology annotation, cellular component: membrane. Lineage: Eukaryota; Metazoa; Chordata; Mammalia; Eulipotyphla; Soricidae. Gene Ontology annotation, biological process: G protein-coupled receptor signaling pathway; sensory perception of smell. The coding region runs from base 1 to 948 and encodes 315 amino acids. Gene Ontology annotation, molecular function: odorant binding; olfactory receptor activity; G protein-coupled receptor activity.
AUGGCUGGAGCAAGAAACAAUACAGCAGUCACCAAAUUUAUCCUUUUAGGAUUCUCUGAUUUCCCCAAGCUCAAGAAUGUUCUCUUUACAGUCUUCUUGGGGAGUUACCUCAUGACAAUCACCUGGAACCUAAGCCUCAUCAUACUAAUUAGAAUGGACUCCUACCUACAUACCCCCAUGUAUUUCUUCCUCAGCAACUUGUCCUUCUUAGAUUUCUGCUAUGUUACCUCCACCAUCCCUAAAAUGCUUUUUGAUUUCUUCCAGCAGCCCAAAUCCAUCCCCUUUCUGGGGUGUACCAUGCAAUACUUCUUUUUUUCUAGCCUGGGUCUCACUGAGUGCUGUCUCCUGGCAGCUAUGGCUUAUGAUCGCUAUGCUGCCAUUUGCAAUCCUUUGCUCUACAUGACCAUCAUGUCCACCACCCUUUGUGUGCAAAUGGUGGUAGGAUCCUAUAUCACUGGCAUUUUGGGCUCAUUGAUCCAACUGUGUGCUUUAUUUCAACUUGAUUUCUGUGGACCCAAUGUUAUCAAUCAUUUCUUCUGUGAUCUGCCUCAGUUGUUGGUCCUAUCCUGUUCUGAAACCUUUUACCUACAAGUGAUGAAGUUUGUGAUAGCGGUGAUCUUCGGUGUGAUAUCUGUCGUGGUCAUCAUGGUUUCCUACGGUUAUAUCAUUGCCACCAUCCUGAAGAUCAGCUCAGCUGAAGGCAGGGUCAAGACCUUCAACACCUGUGCUUCUCACCUGACAGCCGUGACCCUUUUCUUUGGCUCAGGACUCUUCGUCUAUAUGAACCCAAGUUCUAAUAAAUCCCUGGGCAAUGACAAGAUGGCAUCGAUCUUCUAUACAAUGGUGAUCCCUAUGUUGAAUCCUUUGAUUUACAGUCUGAGGAACAAAGAGAUCAAGGAUGCCCUAAGGAGGUAUAAGAAGAGAGCUUUCAUUCAUUGUCACAGUUAA